Molecule: messenger RNA, 1284 nt
Organism: Trichoderma asperellum CBS 433.97
Lineage: Eukaryota; Fungi; Ascomycota; Sordariomycetes; Hypocreales; Hypocreaceae
Source: RefSeq, a predicted model, not a curated record
AUGAGGUUCCUCUUCGUGCUCUCGCUCUCCGGCCUCGCUACCGCCAGCGCCGCCCGGGAUAGAUUCGCUGCUCUGCCAAUUAUACCAGAAGGGUUGACGCCGCGAUAUGUUUUCGAUAGGUCACAACCGCUCUUGAAGCGCGAUGGAAUCUGCGGUGACAACCACCACAGCUGCCUCGAUAUCGGCCACGGUGAUGCCUGCUGCGAUAAUGACAGCUACUGCUUUUUAAACACAUCUUUCGAGCCAAAAUGCUGCGAAAUCGGCCAGACUUGCGCUCCCAACAACCCUUGUCCUGCCUCUGCCGUACGCUGCACCGUCACAACCACCCUCACAUUAACCCACACUUCUUCGCCCACACAAACUCGCGCAAAGGAAACCACUAUAACGAGCAAAUCCACGUCCGUCAUUACAGGAUGCUGUGGGCGCUCCUGUCCUAGGACGAGCCAGUACCUUUGCGCCAAGACACUUGGCGGCGAGUGCUGCCCAUUCGAUACCAACUGCGAGGCGGACGGGAACUGCGUCUUCACAAAGACAAAGCCUCCGCCGGGCCUGACUCCUGCUGCAACCGGCAGCUGCACUACAAGCCAGUUUAGAUGCUCCGACGGCAACGGGUGCUGCAACAACGGAGCGACGUGCACUUCGUUCAGCGGGUCGGCGUACUGCUCCACCGCUACCGGCGGUCCUACAAGCACCCUCGUCGCGCCCAGUGACGGUGGCUCAUCUUCUUCUGGAGGGCUCUCUGCCGGAGCCGAAGCGGGUAUUGCUGUCGGAAGCGUGGUUGGAGGUGGCCUUAUUGUCGCGGCAGCCGUGUGGUAUUUGUUCAGAAGACGGAGAGCGGCGGCGGCGGCGAAUCACGUAUACAAUCCGGCUGAUCCACAGCCCAGAGAUGUCAAUGGAGAUGCAGCAGCUCCAAGUGGCCCUACCAUGAGUACCGCGCCGGCGACGCCUCGAACCUGGCGGCAGCGCUGGACAAUGGCAUCGUCGCUUACCCCCUCGGGGGCUGUAACUGACGCCGGGACAAUAAGGUCUCCGUCGUCGGCCCCAGACCCCGUCGAGAUUGGGUCGGAAGCGCUGUCAGAAGUGGCCGGCUCGGAGGUUAUGACGCCCAAAUCUGAAAUCACCGGUUUUGCCUUGACAGGACUUCGAACACCGGAGACAAUAGAUGGUCGAUUUGAAUUGGGUGGAACGGAAAUGGCCUGGCCGCAACCCUCGCCAGCUAGUCCCGAACCCAGUCCCCAACCGGAGGAGCAGAAACGAGAUUCAAAGUCAAAUUCAUCACGAUAA